Micropterus salmoides (largemouth bass) is the source of this 2757-nucleotide messenger RNA. It is a transcript of the gene ccdc80l2, whose product is annotated as coiled-coil domain containing 80 like 2. The transcript is spliced from 12 exons. Lineage: Eukaryota; Metazoa; Chordata; Actinopteri; Centrarchiformes; Centrarchidae. The record is from RefSeq and is a predicted model, not a curated record. The coding region runs from base 424 to 2628 and encodes 734 amino acids.
AAACAGGAGUGUGUGUGUGUCUGUUUGCAAGCAGAGGAGAGUCUCCCCAGUCAGCCUCUCUCUGCUGGUGAGAGGGGUUAACGUCACUGCAGUCUUUUCUGUCCUUUUACCUUUGCGAUUCAUGCCCCGAUUUAGUCCACCAGUUUUGUAAGGAUACAGAAUGCUUCAGUUAUUAGUGGGGUUGUGAAUGUGGUUGCAAAGACUGGGGAUUUCUCAGCUGGGGACUUUGUGACUGAUGAUCUAGAGCUUUUUUAUUUUUGAAUCACUUUUUAAACAGUUGGUGAAUCCAUCCUGUCCGUUUCAGAUGCAACACUGCUGCCCAAGAGUGGUGAACAAAUGUAUUCUUUAGCCAGAGGAGGAUUUGUGAGCUGCUAACCUAUUCCAGCUGAUCAACAAAUCAACUACCCAACCGUGUCAGUAAGGAUGUUUAAUUUCUAUAACUCACACUGGCCUCUGCUGUUGUUUGCCACCCUGUGGAGCCUCAGCUACCCAAGCUUGCUUACCGCUUGGCCGGGCGUCAGUCGAAGAGAGUCCAAGGAUCAGUUGGACCCCAAUGUAAGAGACUGGGGAGACUAUUCAGACCUCCCUCCAGGAAUCGAGCAAGGGUUGGGGUUGGAAGAAGACAGAGAGCAUGGAGACAACAGAGGAGUCGGGGAGACGUCAUUGAUCCUGGCCCCGGAGCUCGAUUUCCUGGGUGACUUUGCAGGUAAAAAGCGACUGUGGGUGAUAACAGCCCCAUCACGCAAUAACCACUACCUUCGAAUGAUGGAGAAACAGCUGGAAGAAAUGGAGCAGAAAGGGCUAAACUGCCGCCUAGCAGAAAGAGACACAUUCAUCAUCACCAUCAUCCAGAAUGCCAUGAUGGAAGGUCGAAUCCAGAAAACAACCUUCCAAGGAGAUGCAACAGUAGAGAGCUUGGACCCUGACACCGUUACCAAACUGCUGCACUACCUGGAGCUUACCAGCCAGGAGCAAGGGUUCACCAUGCUGGUUCUGAAGAAGAACCUUCGGGUCAGCGAGCGCUUCCCUUAUCCAGUCCGCAUUGAGGCGAUUUUGGAGCUCAUUGAUCAGUUCCCCAUGAGGAAGCUGGAGAAGAUGACCAGAAAAGGAUCCAACUUGAGGUGUAAAACCACUAAAAAGAAGAUUGUGAUGAAAAGGAAAAAGAUGAAGAAGAAGAUGGUACUGAGCCCUCAGAAGCGAGGGAAUGUGACUUCUGUGGUAGCACAAAGAAAACCUCCCCUGGACAAAAAAGCGGCCCUAAAGAGUAAGGUCCAGGAUAUACUGAGUGGACGGUCAUUGUUUGUUAUCCGUAAGGGGAGAAAGGACUCGAGCAGUGGUGGUCGGGCCACUUCUAAUCGACAGGAAAAAGUGCACACCUCUCCAUCUGUGUCAAAGAGUGCUGAAGAAGUGAAGAAAGAUAGGCCUGACUCUACUUUGGAAGAAGGAAAGAGAAGACAUGGAGGGAAAAACAGUGAAGAUACAAAAGAGGACAAUGUAAAGGAUCACACACAGGAAAAACAGAGCUCUAAGAAAAAGGGCAAAGGAAAAAAAGGAAAGAAAGGGAAAGGAAGAGGUAAAAAGUCCAACAGAGAGGCCAGUGAGAAGGAUAUAACAGCCCUGAAAGCAUUUUUGGACAGUUUAAAAGGGACAAGAAGGUUAAUGUUGAUCUCAACGCCCAGCAGUGAUGCAACACUGUACAUCCAGCAGAAAGAGGAGAACGAGAAGCAACACUGUGACCUCGCUAUCAGGAAGAUCACUGUGGCGACCAUUGUGGGUGAAGAAAGUGACGCCACACUCACAUUGCAACACCACCAGCUCGAGUCCGAACCUCCACUCAGUGACCAAUCAGAAAAUUUCUCAGAUUCAGGCCUUAUUUCUCUGUUGAGAGCAGAGCUCGGCCUGUCAUCCCCUGACCUCUUUUCCAUGACUGUCUCAGACUACGACAUCAAACCCAAUAGAGUCUUUGAGGCUCCUCCAUCAAGUCCUGCUCUGUUCGAGUACAUUGACAACUUUCCUUCAAGGCGCUCAGAAAAAGAAACGGAGAUGAAGAGUCCUACGGUCUGCUCCAAAAACAAGCAACAGCCUGGAGCUGAUAAUUCACUGCUCAGGUUCAUGUCUAAGAGGAGACUGCUGCUCAUCUCUGCACCCUCAGACGACGACUACUCUUUUCAACAGCAGCUCACUGCGCUAAGUGGACAGGACUGUCACCUGGGUAUUCGCCACUUUGCCAUGUUGAAGCUGACUGGAGCUGGACACAAAGCAUCAGGAACUGUUGAGCUGUUUCCUCUAAAUGGUCACAGUCAGAGUGAAGUUGAGCCUUUAUCCCGUGACACGGUCAACAAUCUGAGAGAACAGCUGAAGAUCAGUAAGGACUAUUUCAGCAUGCUAGUUGUGGGAAAGGACGGCAACGUCAAGGCGUGGUUCCAAUCACCCAUGUGGUCCCUGGACAACAUCUAUGACCUGGUGGACUCCAUGGAGCUCCGCCACCAAGAGGAGAAGCUGCAGAAGAGACUGGGGAUCCACUGCCCCGAGGACAGAGGGAGAGGAGGCAGUGAGGAGGGGCAUUAUCGCGGCUAUGAUGAAGAAGGGGAAGAGGAGACGUACUUGUAUCACCGGUCAGAGGAGUGAUGAGGGGGAGGAGGAAGAAGACGCAGUGGUGUGAAGAAGAGCUACCUAAAUUCUUAAGACGACACAGCAAAUACAUGAACUCAUUCAUGACACACAAGUAAACUAAUAAAUAAAAACCUCAAACAUUCA